AUGGAGUCUGAUGCAUGCCAGUCUGAAGCAACACACGGCAGCAAGCAGGCGACAAGAAACAGAAACCAGGCACGCCGAAGGAGGAGUACGUGCUACUGUGGGGAACGGCCUGUGCUCGCCACCUCAUCGACGGUCGAAAAUCUCGGGCGGAGGUUCUGGGGUUGCGUUAACUUUGGGAUUGGAGAAGAAUGCGGCUAUUUUGUAUGGGCAGAACCAGAGGAAGAGCUCUCACAAGUUUCAAGGCUAAGGAUGAAGGUCAGAAAUUUGAAGAGCAAAAUUGAGAAGGUUGAGUUCAGGUUCAUGGUUGCAGUGGGAGUUGCUUUAGUUGGAUGGACAGUUGCCCUAAUAUUGCUGAAAUACAGUGUUACAUUUUGCAUUCUGCUUAAAUGA
This is a messenger RNA of Arachis stenosperma, 390 nucleotides long. RefSeq lists its product as uncharacterized. Gene Ontology annotation, molecular function: zinc ion binding. Lineage: Eukaryota; Viridiplantae; Streptophyta; Magnoliopsida; Fabales; Fabaceae. The transcript has 3 exons. The coding region runs from base 1 to 390 and encodes 129 amino acids. The record is from RefSeq and is a predicted model, not a curated record.